AUGUCACCAAAGGAUGAUGACAUAGGGACCAUGGACAGAAGUCCUACGCCUGGAAUUGAGACCAAGAUCUCAGAGUAUAAAAACUUGAUGAGUCCCGAGUCCAACGCAAGCCCGGAGUUGCGAACAGACAAAAAGCUCAAGAGAAGAAGGAGAAAGGGCAACAACUGGACUCGCAAAAAGUGUACUCUGCGCUCACCGACGCAGACUCCCCAUGCCUCGCCAAUUUUGUCCCCGAAAAUCAAGCAAGAAGAGUCUAAUAAUCUCAUAAACUUGGGAGUGAAAGCACCAGGGGCACUGCGGAAUAUAUAUGACGACUCAAAUAUGGAUAUUCGUCGAGCCGCCGUUGAGCAAGACUUUGGUCUUCGCAGAAGAAAUACAGGCACGAUGUAUAAGCCUAAAGUGCCUGUUAAGAGCAUCGAACAGACCGAACCCUUGCUAUUUCAAGAGACUCCAUUACCAAGCCCGGCCGAACCCCGUCAAAUAGCGCCCAAAAAAGAAGCACCCAAAAAAGAAGCAUCCAAAAAAGAAGCGCCUAAAAAGGGAGUCCGCUCCAUCUUGCCAACUCCCGAAACUCCACGACAUGAUCGCUCUCUAACCACUUCUCCCACAAGCCACCACGAAAAAGUCGCCUCUUCCCCAAACAGCAAAUCCUCCAAUAUAUGUUGCAGCUGCGAGUCCGAGACCGGUGACGAAAGCCCGAUUAUUCCUCCUCACUUUCCACCCAAUCCUAUUUCUCGACCCAGUCGAGAAGCUGACAUCUUCUGGCGAGAUGCUUGCAUGGAAGUUCAGUCCACCGAUGAACCUGUCCAUGCGCACGACGUCAUUGUGCGAAUCAUGACCAGAAAAGGAGGAAUCGCGAGGUCGUGGCCAAGACUUGAAGAGGGCCUAGCCGCAAUCAAGAUGAUGGGAAAGGACACAAUCGACAUCGCCGAGAUCCUGCGUCGACAAGAGGAAGAGGAAGCAAUUGCCAAAGCUAAGGAGGAGCGCUGCUUAGCCAAUAAACGACUAUACAGACCUCGUGGCCAGAUCGACAGAGAACGAACUAAGCGACGAGCGGCCCUGGCUGCGCAAAAGGCACGGGGACCGGAGACAGAUCGCGCAGAUGAUACCCCUGAAUAG
Fusarium pseudograminearum CS3096 is the source of this 1119-nucleotide messenger RNA. RefSeq lists its product as uncharacterized. Bases 1 to 1119 code for a protein of 372 amino acids. The transcript is spliced from 3 exons. NCBI's taxonomy places the organism in Eukaryota, Fungi, Ascomycota, Sordariomycetes, Hypocreales, Nectriaceae. The record is from RefSeq and is a predicted model, not a curated record.